Molecule: messenger RNA, 1937 nt
Organism: Rhizophagus irregularis DAOM 181602=DAOM 197198
Lineage: Eukaryota; Fungi; Glomeromycota; Glomeromycetes; Glomerales; Glomeraceae
Source: RefSeq, a predicted model, not a curated record
CCCCAAACUAUAAGUACCUCCGUUUUUUUUUUAUUUUUUACUUUUUUUUUUAUUUUUAUUUUAUUUUCUUUUAAAAUUAAUGAAAUAAUGUUGUCAGGAGUAGUGUCAAAUGUAUUAAUCUAUGUUGUAUUAGCAAUAUUCUUAGGAAUUGGAAUUUACGCAGGAUAUAAGAAAACAAAAAAUAAAUCUGAUUAUCUUUCCUCAUUGGGUACUCAAAAUGCAGUCGCUCUAGGUUCUAAUUGGUUUGCUUCAAGUAUCGGUUCAUCUAUAUUAUAUUCUUUUCCCGAAGUUGGUACCAUAGCAGGAUUAUUAGGCGUAAUUAUGUAUGCUUUUGGAAGUAUUAUACCUUUAUUUGUAUUUGCAUGGCUUGGACCUUUGAUUAGGAAAAAAUGUCCCGAAGGAUUUACUUUGACCCAAUUUGUUCUGGAAAGAUUUGGACGCUUUAAUCAAAUUUAUGUUUCUUUAAUGUCAAUUGCUUAUAUGUUUUGCUUUAUGAUAAGCGAGUUAUCAGCUGUUGGCAAUAUUUUGGUGACAUUGACGGGUGUAGAUAAACUUGCUCCAGUUAUUUGCAUCGCAAUAGUUACAACUCUUUACACUGGAUAUGGAGGUUUACGUGCAUCCUUGAUUACGGAUAAUAUUCAAGGAUGGGCUAUUAUUUUACUUGUUGUGUUGUCUAUAAUUGGAUUGGCAACUUCAAUAAGAAUUGAGAAAUCAGUUAUUGAUAAUUCCGACCUCUUGAAAUCAAAUUCUUUAGGAUGGCAACUACUUUACAUCAUGCCCGUUGCAGUCUCAUUCGCGACACUUUUCCACGAGGGUUUCUGGCAACGCGCAUUUUCAUCAAAGAAUGAUCGUGAAUUGCGUCUUUCCGCAGUUUAUGGUUCAAUUAUGUUAUUUCCUGUUCUUGUAUUUCUCGGUCUCACCGGAAUGAUAGCUGUAUGGGCUGGAUUAUGGCCAGGAGAGGAAAAUUUAGAAUCAUAUUUAGCAUUUUUCACUUUAUUUAAAGUAUUACCAGAUUGGGUUAGCGGAAUUACUGUAGUGUUAGCCGUUAGUAUGAGUUGUGCUGCUUAUGAUACAUUAAUUAGUGCGACAACAGCUAACUUUUCAAAUGACAUAUUUAACAAUCGUCUUCCAUUGAAUGUUACUCGUUUUUUAUCACUUAUUGCUAAUGUUCCAGCUGUUUAUUGGGGAUUGAAAGAUUUAGACGUGUUGAGAGUUUUUCUUAUUGCAGAUCUAUUGGCAGCAUCCACAAUGCCUCCAAUAUUAUUAGGUUUAAUAGAUUCGCUAUACUUUCUCAACUGGAUCGACGUAUUAUUGGGAGGCAUAGGAGGUUUAUUCGGUGUCUUCAUCUUUGGUUCAAUUUUCUAUCAUAAUGCUAAAGACGGAAUUGAAUUAAUUGGUCUACCUUUAGGGCUUUAUAUUACUGAUUAUAGUGUAUUGGGAGCAUUUAUUGUUGCACCUUUAUCUUCAAUUUUCUUUACUUUCCUUUCUUUUGGUGUAAGAUUGAUUAGUAUGUGGGUAUUUACUAAAAUUAGGGGAGAAGAGUUUGUGUUUCCCAAGAAGCCUGAAGUUGUUGAUACUAAGAAAUAUGCUGGUAAUAAAUUUAAGGAUGAUACGGAAAUUAUUCAAUCUUCUGACCCUGAUGAAAUAGAAAUUAGAGGAUAAUUUAAUUUUCUUCGCGAAAAGUGUAUUUUAAUCAUCUAAAGAAUAUUUUAUGUAUUAUUAAUUUUAUUUAUUUAUUCAAUUAUUUAUUUUUAUGACUAUCGAAUAAAAUUAUCAAUCGAAUUAUUACAUCGUAAUUUCGAUUUAGCAAUAUACUGUACAAUUGACAAGUGAAAGCGCCACACAAGUAUCUACAUGAGUAUACGUAACUUUCCGCUAACGCUAAGUCGUUCCAUUAAAUGUUCUUUUCGUAAAAGAAAUAAAUUAUGAUGUAAGAU